This is a messenger RNA of Hydra vulgaris (swiftwater hydra), 3306 nucleotides long. RefSeq lists its product as uncharacterized. Gene Ontology annotation, molecular function: protein binding; serine-type endopeptidase activity. Lineage: Eukaryota; Metazoa; Cnidaria; Hydrozoa; Anthoathecata; Hydridae. Gene Ontology annotation, biological process: proteolysis. The record is from RefSeq and is a predicted model, not a curated record.
AAUUUACACAUUUUUUUAAAUUAGAAAAAAUUGAAGUGUAUAUAUGUUUAUAAACUAAAUAUAAAAAAAAGAGAAAAUACAAUCAAAUAAACAGAAAAAAAGUCAUAUGUAGUGGAGGGAAAAAAGGAAUUAUGGAACUUUUCCAUAAUAUAUAUCUAAUCGCAGCACUAUUUCUAUACGUCCGUUGUUGUCCUAAAAACUGCCUGUGUGUAACUCAAACGUUGCCAUCAUCAUACUGUGACGGAGGAAAACUUACGGCUGUUGCUAAGAACAUUGCCGGAAAUACAGAAAUAUUAUCGCUUCAACUAAAUGAAAUUAAAAAUAUAACCGAUCUUGAUUUUAAACAUUUACCUCGUUUAAAAAGACUUAAUUUACAGUUCAAUCACAUUGAACAUAUAUCUGAUGACGCAUUUGCGGACCAAAGACACCUCCGGUCUCUAAACUUGGGACAUAAUAAUUUAAAAGUAUUAUCACCGAAGGUUUUUCGAAAUCUUAUAUCAUUAGAGGAACUUUAUUUAAACAAUAAUUUAUUACAAAUAUUAACUAAUGAACACUUUUCAUAUCUAUCAAGUUUGAAAAGGUUAUACUUACAGUGGAACAGUUUACAGACUCUAGACCACAACACUUUUUUACAUAGUUCGAGUUUAGAACUAAUAAAUUUGUCUCACAACAAACUUGAAGAAAUCAAUAACCAUAUAUUUAAAAAUAUGAUAAAACUGAAGUCACUUAUUUUAGACAACAAUGCAAUAAGAAAUAUUGAGCCAGAGGCUUUUCAAAAUCUUUUAGAGUUGCUGGAAGUUACGUUGGAAAAUAAUUUAUUAACAACACUUAAUGUAAAUCAUUUUAUUGCCAAAAAAAAACUAAGUAAAGUAAGUUUCUUUAAUAACCCUUUUCAAUGUAAUUGUAAAAUUUAUUGGAUGUACGAAGCUGUAAACAAUGGCUGGUCUAACAUUAUAAAUCUAGAAAAACUAACUUGUAACCACUCUUGGGAAAACAAAACUAGAAAUAUAAUCGAGCUUAAAAGUGAACAAUUUACCUGCCAUGGUUCUUGGGGUGAAUGGGAAAAUUGGUCUAGCUGUAAUAAACCUUGUAGUAAUCAAAUGAGGUACAGAACACGGUUAUGCUAUACAAAUGCGAGAUCAGAAUACACAGGACUGUGCGAAGGAGAUGCCACAGAAUUAGAAAGAUGCAGUUCAUCUUGUACAUAUGGAGUUUUAACAAAUUGGGAAGAAUGGAAUGAAUGUUCAACUUUGUCAAAAAAUGUUUAUCAAAUCCGAAAAAGAUUUUGUUUUGACCCUUUGACUAACUUUGAAACAACAGGAUGCACAGAGCCUCUUGUUGAAAAACGACUAUGCAUUAAAACUUUAUCUUUUGAAGAAACCUCUUGGAACAACUGGAGUUCUUGGUCAACUUGUGAUAAAGAAUGCGGAUUAGGAAUAAAAACAAGAGAACGCGUAUGCGUAAGAUCAGUUUUAAAAACUAAAAAACGCACGUGCAACGAAAAUGAAGUUCAGGUACAAGAGAAUACGUGUUUUAAUGCUUUGUGUCCUACGAUGACGCAAUGGACAGAAUGGUACUCUAUUUCUAAUUGUUCUGCUACGUGUGGAAAAGGAGUUCUUAAAAAAACUCGCAGUUGUCAAAACAUUUUGAAUUUAACCGUUAAUGCGCAAGACUUUUGUCUCGGUGAAAACUACAAAUUUGUCGAAUGCUACGGUAAUCAUGAACUAUGCACAAUGAAAGGCAGUUGGUCGCAAUGGUCUUUAUGGAGCACAUGUGACACGUUUUCUUGCAAACAGUACAGAUCAAGAAAAUGCUAUUCCCAUUUUGUUGGGAAUGAUGUGCAAAAUUGCAGUGGAGUUCAUGAAGAAGAACAGACUUGUGCUUCACUUUUCCCGUGCUCUGCAUGGAAUGCUUGGCAGCAGUGGUCACAAUGUUCGCAUUCUUGCGAUUUAGGAUACAGAAAAAGGAAGAGGUUGUGCAUUAAUCUGAACGCUAUUAACUUAAAAUGUAUAGAAGAAGGUGUUAACUUAAUAGAAGAAAAGAAUGAAGAAAUUGAGGAAUGUAAACUACCUAAAUGUUUUGUAGCGAAAUGGGGAACAUGGGGAAAUUGGUCAGAGUGUACAUCUCGAGGUAGAGAGUUAAGAACGCGUCAAUGUUUAGAAGAAAAUGAUUUUAGUCAAUGUGAAGGGCCAGAAAAAGAAAAGCGACCUUGUAAGUUUGAAAAAGUAGAGAGCAAACAAAAAGAAAUGGUAAUUACGAAGAAAACAACAAUUUGUGUACCAAGAUACAGCAUUCCAAAUGGGAAAGAAAUCGUUAAAACAAUUCCAAACGGAAUAAAAGCUUUUUAUUCAUGCAACAAAUAUUACAGAUUAAAAGGUAGCAAGUCUGAAAUGAGCUGUAUUAAUGGAAUAGGUUGGGAGGAAAAUGAUUCACCAUACUGCGUACCUAUAUGUGGCAAACCACAACAUAAAUCGAUUAGAAACUCCAUUAAACGAGCCAGACUUCUUGGUGGUUUACCUUCCGUUGCACAUAGCUGGCCAUGGCAAGUUGCUAUAGAGGUUCAAACGCGAAAAUUUGGUUGGAAACUUUAUUGUGGUGGAAGUCUGCUUCAUGAUAAGUGGAUUGUAACUGCAGGGCAUUGUUUAUUUGAUGAGGACACUAGAAGGCGUUAUAAAAAAACUGAGCUUCAAGUUUUUCUUGGUAUUCAUAAUAUUUCUAAAAGAUAUGAAGAUCCUGACCUUAUUUUUAGUGUUGAAUAUACAGCAGUUCAUCCGAAAUUUAAUUUUGAUUCUUUGGAAAACGAUAUUGGUUUGAUUGAGUUAAAAGAAAAGGCUAAACUAUCAGACAAAAUUCUUCCAAUUUGUCUUCCAACAAGCGAACAAAGAUUUUUAUCAAGAAUCGGACAAAUUGGAACCGUUAUUGGUUGGGGCAAAACAACAAGUGGCGAACCGUCAGAACUACUGAAAGAGCUUAACAUUCCGGUGGUUUCAAGAAAUGAUUGCAUAAAUGCAUACAAAAAUAAAUAUAAUAUAACGGAAAGUAUGUUUUGCGCUGGUAAUAAAUUAACAAAUGAAGACACUUGUAAAGGAGACAGUGGCGGAGGCUAUAUAUUCCGAGAUAGCCUUAAAAAUAAGUGGACACUCCAAGGUAUUGUUUCAUGGGGAUACACAACAUGUGGAAAUGCCGGAAUGUUUAGCGUCUAUACAAAAGUAUACAACUUCACUACAUGGAUACGUUUAAUUAUUAACAGUAAACUUAGCACUUAAAUUUGGAAAAGAAUUUAACUGAUAAAAUAAAAUAAGUAAA